Messenger RNA from Marmota flaviventris (yellow-bellied marmot), 1017 nucleotides. The record is from RefSeq and is a predicted model, not a curated record. Lineage: Eukaryota; Metazoa; Chordata; Mammalia; Rodentia; Sciuridae.
AUGACGAUUUCCUUGAAAAUAAGUACCUCAUUAAACUAUAUUUCAUGCAAAAAAUCUAACCUGGUCCUUCCCAUCAGGAACCAAGGAAACCAGACUGCUGGAGUGACAUUCAUCCUCCUGGGCUUCUCAGAAUUCCCAGAGCUCCAGGUGCCCCUGUUCCUGGUGUUCCUGACCAUCUACACAGUCACUGUGCUGGGGAACACAGGCAUGAUCCUGGUCAUCAGGGUCAACCCCAAACUCCACACCCCCAUGUACUUUUUCCUUAGUCACUUGUCCUUCAUUGAUUUCUGCUACUCGACUGUGGUUACUCCCAAACUAUUAGAAAAUUUGGUGGUAGAAGACAGAACCAUCUCCUUCACAGGCUGCAUCAUGCAGUUCUUCUUUGCCUGCAUAUUUGUGGUGACAGAGACAUUCAUGUUGGCAGUGAUGGCCUAUGACCGAUUUGUGGCAGUCUGUAACCCUCUUCUCUACAUGGUUGCAAUGUCCCAGAAGCUGUGUUACUUGUUAGUUGGUGCAUCCUACUCUUGGGGGCUAGUCUGUUCCUUGACUCUUACUUACUUUUUACUGAAAUUAUCAUUCCAAGGAAAUAAUAACAUAAAUAACUUUAUUUGUGAGCAUGCUGCCAUUGUUGCUGUAUCACACUCAGAUCCCUAUAUUAACCAGAAGAUCAUUUUAGUGUCUGCUACAUUUAAUGAAAUAAGCAGUUUAGUGAUUAUUCUUGCUUCCUAUGUUUUCAUUUUUAUCACAAUCAUGAAGAUGCCUUCAACUGAGGGUCGUCACAAAGCUUUCUCCACAUGUGCCUCUCAUCUGACCGCCAUUACCAUUUUCCAUGGAACCAUUCUUUUCCUCUAUUGUGUUCCAGUCACCAAAAAUUCAUGGCUCAUGGUUAAGGUUGCCUCUGUCUUCUAUACAGUGGUCAUCCCCAUGUUUAACCCCCUUAUCUAUAGUCUCAGGAACAAAGAUGUGAAGGAGACAGUCAGGAAAUUAAUGAACACCAAAUUAUGUCACAUAUUGUAA